Setaria italica (foxtail millet) is the source of this 3346-nucleotide messenger RNA. Its product is annotated as putative receptor-like protein kinase At3g47110. Gene Ontology annotation, molecular function: protein binding; ATP binding; protein kinase activity. Gene Ontology annotation, biological process: protein phosphorylation. The transcript has 3 exons. The record is from RefSeq and is a predicted model, not a curated record. Lineage: Eukaryota; Viridiplantae; Streptophyta; Magnoliopsida; Poales; Poaceae. The coding region runs from base 65 to 3103 and encodes 1012 amino acids.
GGUGUUUGCCCGCUACCUCAGUUGUCUCUUCGAGUGCUGCUGCUGAAAGCUAGCAAAAGUGUCGAUGAAGCUUACUGCAAUGGGACCGUUCUUCUUGGUGCUAAUAGCGAGCUGUAUACAUGUUGUCAUCUGCUCUUCCAAUGGAAAUCACAAUGAUAGGCUCCCACUACUAGAGUUUAAGAAGGCGAUAAGUCUUGAUCCACGUCAAGCUUUGAUGUCCUGGAAUGACAGCACCCAUUUCUGCAGUUGGGAGGGUGUCCUGUGUUCUGUCAAGAACUCAAUUCGUGUCAUUUCUCUUAAUCUUACGAAUCGAGGUCUAGUAGGGCAAAUAUCCCCUUCACUUGGAAACCUAACAUUCCUGAAAAUCCUUGUCCUAUCGACUAAUUCAUUCAGUGGAGAGAUCCCUAGGUCCCUUGGUCACUUGCCUCACCUCCAAAUCCUCAGCUUGCAAAAUAACACACUACAAGGAAGGAUACCCACUCUUGCAAACUGUUCAAAACUAACAGAGCUAUUGCUGGCAAACAACCAAUUAACCGGACAGAUUCCAGUAGAUUUGCCACAGCGGCUUGAAAAUCUUGAUCUUACCACAAAUAACCUAACUGGAACCAUCCCUGAUUCUGUUGCCAAUAUCACAAUGUUACAGAUGUUUAGCUGUGCAAUGAAUUACAUCGAGGGGAACAUCCCAAACGAGUUUGCAAAUUUGCUGAGGCUGCAGGUCCUUCUCGUGAGUAUCAAUAAGAUGUCAGGUCUAUUUCCACAGCCCAUCCUGAAUAUUUCUAAUCUAGUUGAACUUUCAAUUGCGAUAAACGAUUUUUCCGGAGUCGUACCAUCAAGUAUAGGUAACUCUCUACCUGAUCUUCAGGCGAUCGAGUUAGAUGACAACUUCUUUCAUGGUCAUAUCCCAUCUUCAUUAACAAAUGCUUCCAAACUAUACAGUAUUGACAUAUCAAGUAAUAAGUUCACAGGGUUGGUACCUGGCUCAUUUGGAAAACUUUCUAAACUGACAUGGCUAAAUCUUCAGCUCAAUAAACUCCAAGCAAGAACCACACAAGACUGGAAGUUUAUGGGCAGCUUAGCCAAUUGCACUGAGCUAAGUGAGCUCUCGGUAGCAUACAAUUAUCUAGCUGGCCAAUUGCCGAAUUCUGUAGGUAACCUUUCCAGUAUGCUCCAGGGCCUGUUCUUGGGAGGAAACCAACUGUCUGGGAAUUUUCCUUCUGGUAUAGCAAACCUUCGCAACCUCGUCACUGUAAGUCUGUUUGGGAAUAACUUUACGAGUGUGCUUCCAGAAUGGCUUGGGACUCUCAACAGUCUGCAAGUAAUACAGUUAAGCGACAAUUUCUUUACAGGGCCCAUUCCAUCAUCACUCUCAAAUCUAUCUCAAUUGAUAUCACUUGAUCUAGAAUCGAACCAGUUAAAUGGAAAUAUACCCCCAAGCCUAGGAGGCCUCCAAAUGCUUCAGGAAUUGCUCAUUUCUUCCAACAAUCUUCAUGGCACUAUACCAAAAGAGAUCUUCACAAUUCCAACUUUAGUGAGAAUUAGCUUAUCCUUUAACCGACUACAGGCACCACUUCAUGCCAACAUCGGGAAUGCCAAGCAACUAACAUAUUUACAAAUCUCAUCAAAUAAUCUAUCUGGAGAGAUUCCUAGUACAUUGGGUAAUUGCGAAAGUUUGGAAAUUGUCGUGCUAGGCCAUAAUUUUUUCAGCGGAAGCAUCCCCGCUUCCCUUGGCAAUAUAAGUAACCUACAUUUUCUCAACUUAUCUCACAAUAACUUAACUGGAUCAAUACCAGUCUCUCUUAGUGGCCUACAGUUCCUUGAGCAGCUAGAUUUGUCAUUCAACCAUCUGAAAGGUGAGGUCCCGACAAAAGGAAUCUUCAAGAAUGCGACAGCUUUAUGGAUUAAUGGAAACCAGGGGCUUUGUGGCGGGCCUCCGGGGUUACAUUUACUUGCUUGUCCUGUCAUGCAUUCCAAUUCAGCUAAUCACAAGCUUUCAGUUAUUUGGAAAAUAGUCAUCCCAGUAGCCAUAGUGCUGGUAUUUGCAGCAGUAUUUGCUUUUUGGUUGUUCCGUAGGCGAAAUCAGAAGACAAAAGCUAUCUCUCUACCCUCUCUUGGAAGAUUCCCUAGAAUUUCUUACAGCGAUCUUGUCAGAGCGACAGAGGGCUUUGCGAGAUACAAUCUAAUUGGUCAGGGAAGAUAUGGUUCUGUUUACCGAGGAAAAUUGUUUCCUGAUGGAAAAGAGGUUGCCAUCAAAGUUUUCAGUCUGGAGACAAGAGGAGCACAAAAGAGCUUCAUUGCAGAAUGUAGUGCUUUGAGAAAUGUGCGGCAUCGGAAUCUAGUUCCUAUCCUAACUGCAUGCUCAAGUAUUGAUUCUAAUGGAAAUGACUUCAAGGCUUUAGUAUAUGAGUUCAUGCCACGAGGAGACCUGCAUAACUUACUGUACUCGACUCACAGCAGCGAAGGUUCUUCAUGUUUGAAUUACAUUUCACUAGCUCAAAGGUUAAGCAUCAUGGUAGAUGUAUCAGAUGCUUUGAUGUAUCUACACCAUAACCACCAAGGAGCCAUUGUACAUUGUGAUCUGAAGCCUAGAAACAUUCUUUUGGAUGAUGAUCUGGUAGCACAUGUUGGAGACUUUGGGCUAGCAAGGUUCAAAUUGGACACAGCACCAUCUUUUGUUGACUCAAAUUCCACUUCUUCAGUUGCAAUCAAGGGAACAAUUGGAUACAUUGCUCCAGAAUAUGCUGCAGGUGGUCAGGUUUCCACUGCAGUGGAUGUCUACAGCUUUGGAGUUGUUCUCCUUGAGAUAUUCACCCGAAGGAGCCCAACAGAUGACAUGUUCAAGGAUGGGAUGACCAUUGCGAAGCUAACAGAGAUCAACUUCCCUGACAAUGUGUUGCAGAUUGUUGACCCACAGCUGCUCCAAGAGCUAGAGCAGAGAGAGGACGUUCCAACAACGAUCAUCAGGGAUAGCAGGGCACAAAUUCUGCACUCUGUGCUAAGCAUUGGACUCUGCUGUACCAAGACGUCCCCCAACGAGCGCAUCAGCAUGCAGGAGGUGGCUGCCAAGCUGCACGGGAUUCAGGAUGCUUAUCUUAGAGGAAACUGAAGGACCAGCUCAGUAGUUUAUGUUCUGAAAUCUGAAUGAAUAACUUGCAAAAUAAAUUUUUCAUGUGUCAUGUACCAUGUUUUUCUUGUUCAGUUUGGUUCUGAAAAAUUACUGAUGCUUCACAAAUUAAUUUGAAGUCAUCGUUUCUGCUACUUGAGCAACAACAAGCUCACAGUAAGUAUCCUCAUAGACUGUAAGUAGUCAACUGAUAAAAACAAACAACGCAGUCUGUCGGUUGCCCAC